CCCACGCGACCGUGACAGCCGCGUGGGGACACCGUCCUCUGCGCCACGGCCGGGGGCAGCCCCGGCACCCAUCCUGCGCCCUCCAGCACCAUGACAUGGGGGUGGUCCUGCUGGGUCCUCCUGCUGCUCCUGCUCGGCCCGGCCCGCGCUGGGGGGCCCGGCCCUGUCCUCAUCAACCGCCCGUUCGUCACCAUCUGGAACAUCCCCACCGAGCGCUGUGCCAAGAGGUUCAACGUCACCCUCAACCUGGAGAUCUUCGACGUGCUGGCCAACGACCAGCAGUCCUUUAUCGGGCAGGACAUCACUCUCUUCUACAGUGAGAAGCUGGGGCUCUUCCCCUACUACACCUCUGGGGGGGUGCCAGUGAACGGGGGGCUCCCACAAAAUGCCAGCCUGAAGGCUCAUCUCCAGCAGGCCACCCGGGACAUCGAGGUCACCCUGCCCAGCCCUGCCUACGGCGGGUUGGCCGUCAUCGACUGGGAGAAGUGGCGCCCGCUGUGGAUCCGCAACUGGGCCUCCAUGGACAUCUACCGGCAGAAGUCGGAGGAGCUGGUGCGGCAGCAGCACCCGCAGUGGCCCCCCGAGCUGGUGAACAAGACGGCCAAGCAGCAGUUUGAGAAAAGCGCCCGCGACUUCAUGGAGCAGACCCUGCGGCUGGGCGAGACCCUCCGUCCCGGUGGCUACUGGGGUUUCUACGGCUUCCCCAACUGCUACAACAACAACUUUAACAGCGUGCCCUACACCGGGACGUGCCCAGUGGUGGAGCAGCAGAGGAACAAGGAGCUGCAGUGGCUCUGGAGGAGCAGCCGGGCGCUCUACCCCAGCAUCUACCUGCCCCCCCGCUUCAAAGGCACCAACAAGGCACUCACCUACGUCCGGCAUCGCGUGGCCGAGGCUUUUGCCGUCCAGCGUGACGUCCUCAACGACGGCAUCCCCGUCCUGCCCUACUCCCAAAUCGCCUUUGACUGCACCACCGACUUCCUCUCCCAGGAGGACCUGAUGCACACCAUCGGGGAGAGCGCGGCUCAGGGCGCCGCCGGCAUCAUCCUCUGGGGCAGCCUCAACUACAGCACCUCCAAGGAGAUGUGCCUCAGGCUGAAGGACUACGUGGAGGGGCCCCUGGGCCACUACAUCGUCAACGUGACGGCCAGCGCCGAUCUCUGCAGCCAGAGCCUGUGCUCCGGCCAGGGCCGCUGCGUGCGCCGGGAGAACAAGCAGGGCUUCCUCCACCUCGACCCUUCCCGCUUUGCCAUCGACCUGCAAGCCGGCAAGCCCUGGCUGGUGGCCCAGAGCCUGGACUCCGGUGACGACGUCACUCAGCUGGCCAAGGAGUUCAGCUGCCAGUGCUACAAUAAGUGGCAGGGACCCCGCUGCGACACCCUGGGCUUCGCUGGGUGACCUCCCCCACCCCCACCCCCCGCCACACUGGGGACACCGGGGUGGGCAGGGUGACACCGCCCCACGCCUCAGCACCCUCGCUGUGGGGUUGGGAACCCCACCACGGGGCUGCUAAUAAAACCAGUAGGCACCCGCAAGCA
Messenger RNA from Tyto alba (common barn owl), 1538 nucleotides. It is a transcript of the gene HYAL1, whose product is annotated as hyaluronidase 1. Lineage: Eukaryota; Metazoa; Chordata; Aves; Strigiformes; Tytonidae. The transcript has 4 exons. Gene Ontology annotation, biological process: carbohydrate metabolic process; hyaluronan catabolic process. The record is from RefSeq and is a predicted model, not a curated record. Gene Ontology annotation, molecular function: hyalurononglucosaminidase activity. The coding region runs from base 91 to 1398 and encodes 435 amino acids.